AUGGCUCCACCCUACGAGCUUAUCUACUACGUCGGAGUUCCCGGACGCGGAGAACACGUCAGGCUCAUCCUCGAGGCAGCUGGUGCCUCGUACACGGACACUGCAUCUCUCGCCAUGGACAAAUGCCGAGGGGUAGUCACGAAGACCCUCGAUGGUGGGCAAGGAAACCCGCCCUAUUACGCUCCUCCUCUCUUUAGGCAUGGUGACCUGCUCAUCUCCCAGACCAGCAACAUCCUCAUGUACCUUGGUCCUAAGCUCGGGCUCGCUGGACCGAAAGAGAACGAUGUUUGGCGAGUCAAUGCUCUCGCUCUCACUGCGCUAGACGGCUUGAGCAACGAAGUUCACGAUUGCCACCACCCGAUCGGCAUUGAAUUGUACUACGAGGAUCAGAAAGAGGAAAGCGCGAGACCACAUCUUGGGUACUGGGAGAAGGGGAAGGAGUUUACGUAUGCCGAUUUGUGCGUUGAUGGUAUUCAAUUUGCCUUUCCCAAAGCCACGAACCAUGCGAGAGAAUCUGGUAAAUACGACCGGGUCUUCCAGUUAUGGGAAGAUGUCAAGGCUCGUCCGAAUGUAGCUGCGUACCUCGCUAGCGAGAGAAGACAGAGGUACGAUUGGGGCAUCUACCGAUACUACCCGGAUAAUGAUGUACUUCCCAAGUAGUUUCUGCUAUGAUAUCGCCAUGGGAAUGCAUCUGCAAGACAUGGGGGAAGAGUGGCGAGUAUCAUGGGGAUAGUGGAAUGAAUGAGGUGAAAAUGGGCCGUAUGUUAGAAACGAAUGUGUCC
Trematosphaeria pertusa is the source of this 782-nucleotide messenger RNA. Its product is annotated as glutathione S-transferase family protein. The coding region runs from base 1 to 660 and encodes 219 amino acids. Gene Ontology annotation, molecular function: glutathione transferase activity. Gene Ontology annotation, biological process: glutathione metabolic process. The transcript is spliced from 4 exons. The record is from RefSeq and is a predicted model, not a curated record. Lineage: Eukaryota; Fungi; Ascomycota; Dothideomycetes; Pleosporales; Trematosphaeriaceae.